AUGUCGCUGCGCCUGUCCCGCCUGUUGGCCCAGCUGUGUGCCGGCGACCCUGGUGCCAGCAUCGCUUGGCCGACGUCCAGUGAGGCCCUGACUCGUGGAGUGCGCAUCCAGGCCUCCGCUAGCUUCGAUGCUGCCGCCUCCGACCCGGCGAAGGGGCGGUGGCAGUGGACCUACAGAGUGAAGAUCUCCAACGAGUCCGCCCACACUCUGCAGCUGCUAUCGCGACACUGGGUCAUCGUUGAGAAGUCGGGCCUGGUAGCAGAGGUUGGCCCGAAGGCCCCUGGAGUCCUCGGCCAGCAGCCAAUCCUGCGCCCGGGGGAGUCCUUUGCCUACAGCUCCGCUUGCCCCCUGUCUUGCGAGGCCGGCACCCUUCAUGGAUCCCUGGAGAUGAAGAUCCUUGAGCCGGCCGAGUUGCAUGGGCGCCGCUUCGAGGCGGAAAUCGGCCGGUUUGGCUUGGCAACGGAAGGCGAUGAGGUCCUGAUGCCCAUCGUCAUCCACGAGGCACUUUGA
Messenger RNA from Symbiodinium natans, 510 nucleotides. Lineage: Eukaryota; Dinophyceae; Suessiales; Symbiodiniaceae. The record is from the annotation of a GenBank genome assembly.